GAUGUGAAUAAGAGGAAAAAGCGUGAAGCAUACAUAGUGUGUAUAUUUAGAGAGCUGUUAAUUGCAUUCGACAAAGGGAACAAGAGAAAAUAUUAUCUGUUACUGCUAGUUGCUAGCUCGUGACAUACUACCUUAAGCUUAAAGCUAUCAAAGGUGUGUGUGGCCAUGGAUAUUAUUAUUUCAGUUUGUGCUAAAAUUGCUGAGUAUAUACCUAUUGGUCGUCAGUUUGGUUACAUACUCUACUACAAGGGUAACCUUGAAAGGAUGAAAGCAGAGGUCCAAAAGCUGGAAGGAUCAAAAGAUAGUGUGCAGCAUACUGUUGAUGAGGCUAGAAGGAAUGGAGAAGAGAUUGAAAAUUUUGUUCAGAACUGGCUAAACAAAGUGGACAACACUGUUGCUGAGGCAUUGAAGCUUAUUAUUGACACUGAAGGCCAUGCAGAAGCUCGGUGUUCUAUGGGACACUUUCCCAAUCUGUUCACAAGGCAUCAAUUGAGCAGGAAGACCAAAAAGAUGUCACAAGAGAUUUCUCAAGUCCUAGCAGAUGGAAAAUUUGACAAAAUUUCUUACCGUGCUGCUUCUCAAGUGACAGUCACGCCAUUUGGUAGAGGUUAUGCAGCCCUGGACUCCAGAACAUCAAUGUUGAAUGAGAUUAUGCUGGCAUUGAAGAAUCCUAACAUCUUCGUUAUUGGGGUGUAUGGGAUGGGUGGAGUGGGUAAGACAACACUAGUGAAAGAGUUAGCUUGGCAAGCUGAGAAUGAUGGGUCAUUUAGUUCUGUAGCUAUGGCCACUGUCACCGAUUCUCCAGAUUUGGAAAAAAUACAAGGCCAAAUUGCUGAUGCCUUGGAUAUGAAAUUUAACAAGGAGUCCAUUGAAGGAAGAGCAACACAAUUACGGCAAAGGAUAACCAAGGAGAAGAGUAUUCUUGUUAUUCUGGAUGACAUUUGGGGUAGACUUGAUUUGGUAGAAGUGGGGAUUCCUUUUGGUGAUGACCACAAAGGAUGCAAGUUGGUCAUGACAUCCAGAUAUCUUAAUAUGUUGAACUGUGAGAUGGGCACUCAGAAAGAAUUUCGACUCGAAGUUUUACAUCAGGAUGAUAGUUUGAAAUUGUUUGAGGAAAUGGCAGGUAAUAUUGUUCAAGAAUUAUAUAUAAAGCCAAUUGCAGUAGAAGUGGCCCGAUGUUGUGCUGGAUUGCCCCUUUUGAUAGUUACUGUGGCAAAGGCUUUGAGAAAAAAAGAUGCUUCUGCUUGGAAAGAUGCCUUAAAUCAAUUAGAGAGAUUUGAUCAACAAGGUUUGCAUAAGAAAGUCUACUCUACCUUGGAGUUGAGUUAUAAUUGUUUAGAAAGGGACGAUUUGAAGUCACUCUUCCUAUUCAUUGGUUCAUUUGGACUGGACCAUAUCCACACCGGAAUAUUGUUUCAAUGUUAUUGGAGCUCAGGGUUUUGUGAACCUUUUCAGACAUUGACAGAGGCUCGGAAUCGAUAUUUCAACUUAAUAAAUGGUCUUAGGGCCUCUUCAUUGUUACUUGAACGUGAAAGGGGUCGAGUAAGAAUGCAUGAUGUUGUACGUGAUGUAGCUAAAUCAAUUGCAUCUAGGUUUCAUCCUACUUAUUCUGUGAAAAGGUACACUGAAGUAAACCUAUGGCCAGAGAUAGAUCAGCUACAAAAGUGUCAUCAAAUCAUUCUGCCUUGGUGUUAUAUUAAUGAGCUUCCUGAUAUGUUGGAGUGCCCGGAGUUGAAGCUACUUCUACUUCAUAAUAUAGGUGACAAUUUGAAAGUCUCUGAUGAGUUUUUCUCUGGGAUGAGAGAAGUAACAGUUCUUCAUUUAUAUGGGAUGAUGUUCACCCCUUCCCCACCUCAAUCGCUCUCUCUCUUGAAAAAACUUCAAACAUUGGUUCUGGCUGGAUGUGUGUUAGAAGACAUAUCAAUAGUUGUGGGACUGAAAAGUUUAGAGAUUCUCAGCCUUGAAAGAUCCGAUAUUAUACAACUCCCAAAAGAAUUAGGACAACUGGCUAAUCUUCGAAUGUUGAAUUUAACCAACUGCUCUGGACUGAGAUUCAUUCCUGCAAAUCUUAUUUCGAGCUUGACAUGCUUGGAAGAGUUGUACAUGGGGAAUUGCUUUAUCCAAUGGGAUGUCAAGGGAAGCAAAGAUCACGGCAACAAUGCAAGUCUGGAAGAGCUAAGCAAUUUGUCUCAUCUAACAACUUUGGACAUAAUGAUUCAAGAUGCUUCAGUUUGGCCAAGGGACUUGCAGGUCUUUGAAAAGCUUGAAAGAUACAACAUAUUUGUUGGUGAUAUGUGGAAAUGGCCUUUGGAAUGGUCUGGAGGUGCUUCAGAAACUUCAAGAAUACUUAAGCUGGCAGAGAGUAAGAGUACAGACAUUCUUUCAGAUCAUGGGUUUAACUUCUUGUUGAAUUCAACAGAGGAUUUGUGCCUCGGAAAAUUACAGUGUGCUGGAGAUGUCCUUUAUGAGUUGAACAGGGAAGGUUUUUCACAAUUAAAGCGUUUGUGCAUUGAAGACAGUUCUGGCCUGAAGUACAUCAUUAACUUAAUAGGCUCCAUUCAUCCCUAUCCCGCCUUCCCCAACUUGGAGACUUUGGUUCUUCAAAAUCUGUUUAAUCUGGAAGAAAUAUGCCAUGGCCCAAUUCCAAUUCAAUCUUUUGCCAAACUGAAAAUUAUUGAAGUCAAAGGUUGUGAUAAGUUGAAGCAUCUAUUUUGGUAUUCCCUAGUUAGAGACCUUCCUCAACUUCUUGAAAUAAAAGUUACUGAUUGCGCACUAUUCACACAAAUCGUUGCUGAGCAAACAUCCGAGACUGAUAAAAAAAUUGACAAUAUUAUGUUCCCCAAUUUGCAUUCUCUUACACUUGAAUGUUUACCUAGUCUCAUUAGUUUCUGUUCCGUACCAUUGACAGCGGAUACUAGUUUCAAAGAAUAUGUUGAGAAGUGUGAUGACUCACAACCCGUACCGGUGGCACUAAUUAAUCUAAAGAUUGGAAUGCCCCAUCUUGAAACCUUGAAGCUGUCUAAGAUCAAUUCUUGGAAAUUAUGGGAUGACAAGCUCUUGAGUUAUUCUGGCUUUCAAAACUUGACAAGUUUGACAAUUGACAAAUGUCAUAAAAUAGCAUACAUAUUCUCAUCCUCAUUGGCAAGAGCACUGAUAACCCUGCAAUAUCUUGAGAUCGGUAACUGCCAAAUGUUGGAGGAUGUAUUUUCCUUUGAUGCAAAGUUGGGUAAUCAUUCUUCAGCUCAGGAGCCUAUCUCUAAUGAGGAUGUUGUAUUCCCGAACUUAGUGUCAUUGAUAAUCUCCCAAAUGGAUAACUUGAAGUCAGUAUGGCACAAUCAACUUGCUCCAAAUUCCUUCUGCAAAUUGAAGCAUCUGGAAACUAAAUUCUGCAAUAAAUUAUUAAAUGUAAUCCCAUCUUAUCUUUUUGAAAACUUGCUGAAUCUAGAGACAAUAAUUGUAACCAAUUGUCCUGCACUGGAAGUUCUAUUCGAAAUACAAGAUUUUAAAACAGGAGCUAGCAGCCAGAUGGGACUGGAAAUGCAGAUGAGGAAUCUUACUUUGGAGCAUUUACCAAUGCUUAAACACAUAUGGAGUAGAAAUCCUUAUGGAAGACUAAGGUUUCAAAACCUAGGGCAAUUGAAAGUCGCUGAAUGUAAAAGCCUUGAUCAUAUUUUUCCAUUCUCUGUGGCCAAAGAACUUCCAUAUCUCCAAGUGCUUCAUAUAGAAGAGUGUGACAUAGAGAUUAUUGUAGCACAGGAUGAAAUGGCUGACACAGUUCCAAUACUUGUUUUUCCAAAAUUAACAUCUUUGACUCUUCGAUGUUUAACACAACUUAGAAGCUUCUGCUAUGGACUACACACCUUGGGUGUGCCUUUCUUAAGAGAUUUGGAUGUGUAUCACUGUGAUCAACUAGAACUAUUUGUGCCAAUUUCUUUAAACUACCUAGGAAAUGCCACAGUUGAUCCACAAGCCCUACUGUCAAUUGAAAAGGUUGUUCCAAACCUAAAGGAGCUUAUUCUGAACGGAAGGGAUGUCAUUAUGUUAUGCAACGAUCAACUUAAUCACAGGCCUAUCUACACAGUAAAAGUUCUACGCCUGCGUUGUUUUCACAAUGAGACCGACCAAUUUCCAUCAGGCUUCCUCCAAAGAUUUAUCAAUCUUGAAAAUCUUAUGGUGACCUGCAGUUCCUUCACAGAGAUUUUCUCAAGUGGAAGCUUUGGCACUGACCAUUCCGGCACAACAAUGAAAUUGAGAAAGCUAGUACUUGUUGAAUUGCAUAACCUUCAGUUUAUAUGUGAAGAAAAAUCUGAGAUGCAGUUUGCUGUUGAAAAUCUUGAAGUAUGUGAAGUAUUUAAAUGUUCGAUACUUAGGAAUAUAUUUCCAUCCUCGGUACGAUUUGAGAAUUUAGAGAGAGUGAGAGUGGCCUUCUGUGUUGGAUUGGAAAAUAUUAUGUUAUCAUCAAUUGCUACUAAUUUACCUAAACUUCGGAGAUUAAUUAUCGAUAAUUGUGAAACGAUAGAAGAAAUAGUUGCAAGUGAUAAAGAAAAUAAUGCUGGCGAGAUAGCUUUUAUGAAAUUGGAGUUUUUGCGAUUGUAUAACUUGCCACAGUUAAGAAGUUUUUACAAGGGAGGAUACAGCCUCAAUUUUCCAAUGCUGCAGAAGUUAUAUGUGGGAAAAUGUGACAUGAUAGAAACUUUCUCAGAUGGAGUGUUGAACGCACCAAAGCUCAGAGCAGUAUAUCUGAUUGAUAGUUCAAAUGGUCCCAUGGCGUUGGAAUGGUGACCUUAAUACUACAAUAAAAAAACAUUUUGCUGAAACGAAUUCUAAGGAUGAUUGAAAUUGUCCUCUCGAGUUGAAUACUGAAGGCUGAAGUGGGCAAUUCUUUGCAACCAACUGGUUUAAUUUGCAAUCAAUGGUUCUUAGUUUGAAGUACAUGCAAGCAUUAGGUGUUGACGGAUGGAUUGAUCUUGGGCUUCUCGCCAAUAAACCCAUAUUUUGUUUGAUUUGCAAAAGAAUUAGCAAUGAAAAUGAAAAUAUUACUGCAUUUUGACAAGCUUUGGAUGUAAAAAGGCUAAGACUUGAAGUUGGAAGGUCUGCACUACAAUAUGUAGGGGGCUUCAUUACCAGACAGACGUGCACGACCUGCAUAAUGACUUGAAGUUGCAGGGCCUUGCAUACACAAGCAACAUGACCUGAAUGGCCUUUUGAAUCACCUUGUUAAAAGACGAGCACUUCCGCUCAUGAAAUUUGGCAUGGUCAUGCCAACGUUGCUGAAGGCAUUUUAAGGCAUGCACAACUGUGAAAUAUGCAUGGAAGCAAUGUCGGCAGACGUGGAAGCAUUUUAAGUUGCAGUGCUAUACCUUUUUAUUAUUUUAAGUGCUUUUCCUUUUAACGGGGAAAUAGGCCCCUCCAAGUUCUCAGCGCACUAGACCUACACCUCGAUGAAAACAAACUCAUAUGAGCUCCAUUAUUGUUAGUGCAGACAGGUAGAACGCCGAGUUCAUAUUGGGAACUCACGCCUCAGGGCUUAGAUCCUUCAUUAUGAUCUUCCACUCCGUUUUCAAUUCAGAAAGUACCACUUCGAACACUCGUAAAGUAAACCACACUUUUUGAGCAAAAAGUUGUCGAGUAAGCUACAAAUGGUCCUCAUUUAAAUUAUAAAUCACAUCAAUAAUAGAAAAAAAUAUAUCAUUGUAAUUUGUAGCUAACAAUAAAAAAAAUCACAUUGAGUCAAAAUAAAAAAUAAAAAAAAUCAUAUGUUAAUAAUAAUAGUGGUGGAAUUGCGUUUUCAUGUGAUGGACCAUUCCCACGUUUUUACUUAGGCCUUUUUUUAUUUUUGUUGAACAGAAAAGGUAACAUUUACUUGUACAUUUCCUUAAUUUUUUUUUAACAGAUAUAAUAUUUAUUGGACUGAGCACAUUGCAGCAUACAAAAAACUGGAGGCCCCCAAAAAAUAGAGGCCCAGCUCUGCAGCACCUCAUGCAUUAGGCCUGGGCCGGCCCUGGUAUAGUUGAUAGAGUUAAGUUAAGUAUUGCAGUUUGGUUCGGUUUUCUGAAAUGAAAACCGCAAAUCAAAGCGCGCGAUUUAGAAGAAAAAUGAUACGUGUGGUUUUUACUAAAUGCAGGUUUUUGAGGUUUUCAAUUUGGAUUGGUUCAGUUUGCGGUUUUACUUUUAGAUUGAUUCGGAUACGAUGAACCCUAAAAAUGAGUAAAAAUGAGGGUAUAUUAGAAAGAUAAUGUGAAAAAAUAUCCUUCAUUGGUUUUACUUUUAGAAUCCAAAUCCAAUUAA
Trifolium pratense (red clover) is the source of this 6288-nucleotide messenger RNA. RefSeq names its product probable disease resistance protein At4g27220. The record is from RefSeq and is a predicted model, not a curated record. Bases 166 to 4782 code for a protein of 1538 amino acids. Gene Ontology annotation, molecular function: ADP binding. NCBI's taxonomy places the organism in Eukaryota, Viridiplantae, Streptophyta, Magnoliopsida, Fabales, Fabaceae. The transcript is spliced from 9 exons.